This is a messenger RNA of Punica granatum (pomegranate), 2396 nucleotides long. The record is from RefSeq and is a predicted model, not a curated record. Lineage: Eukaryota; Viridiplantae; Streptophyta; Magnoliopsida; Myrtales; Lythraceae.
UACGUUCGGUGAUUCAACAGCUUCCUCCUCCUCCGCCUCAUCUCUCCCCCCACGCCCCCCCCUCCGUACCGGCGAUCUCGGGUAUGCAACUGUGACUCCUUUCGCCGCUGCGGCCUCUCCCAAGUCGAAGUGGAACAGGUGAUGAUCCAUACUUUAGGGUUUUGUCAGUUUUCGGUUUCGGGCACUGAUCGGUGACUCGAUUGACUGGCGAUUGUCGCCCGAUGGUCCUAGCAGCAAAGAAAUUGUGGAUUCCCAGUAAUCUCCCAACUCGGACCCCCCCAUUUCCUCCCCCUUUUAUCUCGAUCGCAUUGCAGUAGUUGAUUAGUGCUUGGUAUGGGGAUUUAGAUUCCAUUGCGUGCAAUUACUGAUCGCACUUGGGCAGAGAGCUCAGUCAGUAUAUAUAAUUGUCAGUCGCCUCCGAUUCCACUCUGAUGCUCCAUCAGUUCCUUUCUUUAUUUGGAAAGUCGUACCGGUAUUGGCUUUCUUGGUAGCUGCGAUCGAGUGUGUCAUCGGUAUUAACCAGUAUGCAGUCUUACUUGUGGAUGGAAUUUGUUUGAUUCUGCGGCUACUGGGUUAAGUAAUUGGGCUGUUGAAUAGCAGCUUAGGUAGUGACACAGAGCUGCAAGGUGACCUGAAAAUGGAGGCUUCAAUAGAUGUCUCUGGAACCACUACGUGUAAUGAAAAUGUGGGCACACGUAUACCCCCAGACUCCGAGGCGAAACCUAUGCAAUGCACAAGUAAUUACGAAGAUAAUGACUUUGAUGUGGAUACCUUAGCGGACCUUGGGCAGAAACGAGAACUGGGUGAUGAGUAUGUUGAGGUUGAUAUAAUAAAUGGGGCCUCAAAUCCUGGUGAUAUUAUUGAAAUCCAAGAAACGAUUGUUGGGCAAGAUUCUACUGAAAGUUCGAGUUCAUUUAGUGGAUCUUUAUCUGGAGCUGAGAAUGGUUCUGCUCUGAGUGAUGGUGAAGUUGAAUCUCAGUAUACUGCUGGCCAUAUGCCAGGAUUUUACUUCCCUGGACUCUAUGAAGGAUUUACAACGAGGAAGAAGAGGUUGACGGAUCAUUGGAGGAGGUUCAUACGCCCAGUCAAGUGGCGCUGUCUAUGGCUAGAAUUGCAAAUUAAGGAACUCCAGUCCCGAGCACUAGAGUAUGAUAAGGAACUUGCAAAAUAUGAAGAAAGAAAGCAAUUUUUAUUUGACAACUCCACAUCAGAAGGUUCUGAUUCAAAGUUGCUUGCAUUUUCUGGUCAACUUCCAAGCAAGAAUGUCAUGAAGAGGAGAAAAAGGAAAAGAAUUGAGGAGACUGUUGAUAUAGCAUCGUAUAUGUCAAACCACAAUCUGUUCUCCUAUUUUGCUAAGAAAUACCCUGCUGAUCGGGCUUUAGCUAAAGAUGGCAAUGGCAGUCAAGCUAUCGCCAAUGGUGUUCCCAGCUUAGGCGUUGAUGAUUCACUUCAUCGUAGAGAUGGUGAUACUUCCAUGGAACAAAUACUAGCAAAGAUUGUAAUAGCUCAGUCACAAAUCCAACAGCUGAAGACUCGAAUAGAAAAGGUGAUCAGUGAGAACCCUGGGAAGUUCUCUUCUGUUAAUAGAUUGAGCUCUGUGAUUCCAGGCUCUGCAGGGACUGCUUCCGAUGAAGAUCCUGCAUCUCCUCCUGCAAAUGGGCAAUUUUCACCGGUUAAAUCUCUCUACGCUGCAUCGCAGCUUGUAUCAGAACAUGAUGUCGGAGAUCUACUUUUGCCCAAUCAUGCUGUUGUAGACCAUGGAGGCAUGACUUCUCUUCCUGAUGUGGUAGAAAGCACUAACCAGACUGAAGAUGGUGUUCUAAUAGACAAUCGGGCAGCAAAAGAAAAAUUGCUGAAUUUCGAAAAGGUUGGAGAUGAGCAGGAAAAGUCUGAGAGACAGUUGGAAAGGCAGAAGAAGGUGGUUUCAACAGCUGAAGUUCCAGAAGCAGCCCUACCUGUGGAGACACCCUCUCCUCUGGAGGCAUCGAAUGUGAAAUCCCGUCCUUCCCUGAAGACUUACAUCUCCAAUAACAAGAGGAAGCGGAGAAGAAAAGUAACCGCUCCCCGCAAAAAGACCAAGAGAGUAUCGGGUUAGAACAGAGUUUAGGAUAUUCCUUUACCCCUUAUGUAGUUGCUGAUCUUGUGCAGUCGCGUGCUAGCUGUAUAUUCCCCAACGGGCCCUUACCCCUUCUUUCUAUCAGAAGAUUGCAUCUGUUUUAGGGCAAACAUUUGUUUUAGAGCUGGAAUUCUUUUCCGCUUUAUCCGAGUUUAUUGAUAUGUUUGGCUCGGAUGUAAAUAAGAGAUUUUUGCCUAUAAUUUGAGGUAGUGCCGAACUUCAAGGGGCUUCAAAAGAUCUCAAUAAAGGUAUGAAUAAAUAAAGAGACUUUUGCCAAGUA